Messenger RNA from Cooperia oncophora, 621 nucleotides. The record is from the annotation of a GenBank genome assembly. NCBI's taxonomy places the organism in Eukaryota, Metazoa, Nematoda, Chromadorea, Rhabditida, Trichostrongylidae.
AUGACGAAGGUUCAGGACUUCCUCUGGAUCAGUUCAAGGAUCAAGCAGAUGAAAAUCCACGUUUCAGACCGCGAUGAACGUGAUCUGUUAUAUCCGUUUGGAGAUAGUCUCCUACUGCCUUUCCACCGACACGGUUCACCACCACAUUCCUCUAUAGAGCCUGAUCGAGCAGCUCUCAAAGGCGAACGCGGUGAGCCCGGCCCACCAGGAGUGUGCCUCCAACAAUGUCGCGAUGGUAGACCAGGACCAAGUGGCCCUGUCGGACCACAAGGACCCCAAGGAGUUGAAGGACCACCUGGCCCUCCUGGACCACCCGGAGAACCUGGAUUCGUUCAACAGUCACCAUAUGGUGGCCCAGUACAGGCAGUACCCGGACCACCUGGACCUGCUGGUCCACCCGGACCCCCUGGUCCACAAGGAAUUCAAGGUCCCCGAGGCGAAACUGGCUAUCCCGGUCGCGACGGCCGCGAUUUCCAAGGCUUGUCCGAUCGCGAUAUCGAACUGAUCGUCAGGCAUCCAUUGCUGAAAGGACAAAAAGGCGAAUGUGUCCAGUCCACGACCACGGUCUUCCAACCGGUGGCAGACGACGUGCGUACCCUUUACGAAAGGGAACGUCCCAGU